AUGGCCGGACUCAUCGAUCAUUCAAUUGAUCGCGAAUUCAAGUGUGAUUACAAUAGCUGUGGAAAAUAUUAUACAAAACUCAAAUAUUUAAGACAUCAUUACCGAACUAUUCAUCAGAAUAUAAAACCAAACAAAUGUGAUGUCGAUAACUGUGGCAAACAAUUUGCUACUAAAACUGAACUUUUAAGACAUCAACGAAAACAUUCAGAAAUUAAACCAUUUAAAUGUGAUGUCAAUGAAUGGCUUUUACUUAUACAUCAAUUGACGCAUUCAUCUAUAAAACAGUUUGAAUGUAAUAAAUGUAAUAAAACAUUCAAAUCUAAAUCAUAUUUAGAUUGUCAUAAAAGAUCUAAACAUUUAAAUGUUAAAUAUGUUUGCGAUUACAACGAUUGUGGCAAAUGUUUUACUAGUAAUACAUAUUUAAAGCAACAUAAAUCUUGCGUUCAUUUUAAUAAAAAACAUCAUUACCGAACUUUUCAUCUAAGUAUAAAACCAUAUAAAUGUGAUGUCGAUAACUGUGGCAAACAAUUUCCUACUAAAUCUAAUCUUUUUGACAUUGGACAACAACAUGUGCCUGAACUCCAAGCUGCCGGCGUGCAUGUAGUUCUCAUACCUACAGGUGCUGUCUAUCGUAAUGCAGCCGAUUUUGAGCUAUACUAUCGGAUCAGGCGAUUCAUUGAACAGCCAAGAAAAAAUCCAGAGACAAGUAAAACCAUUUUGGUUGUCAUAACUGGUGACCAGGAUUUCGGGUCAGCACUUGAUUUGGCCAAACAAUCGGGUAUUAGUGUUGUAUUGAUUCACAGGGAAAAUGUAUCCUAUCCUGAAGGUAAUUGCAUACCCGAUGACAUGUCCGUUGUCAACUACAAACAUGAACACGGUUACUCCCGUAUAGUAGGAGUUACCCGACUAUGUCGGGGAACAAGGGGAUCCGCUCGCCCCUUAAGCCACACACCACGAAACCGACCGGGUUGA
Molecule: messenger RNA, 972 nt
Organism: Oppia nitens
Lineage: Eukaryota; Metazoa; Arthropoda; Arachnida; Sarcoptiformes; Oppiidae
Product: zinc finger protein 782-like
Exons: 6
Coding region: 1-972 (323 amino acids)
Source: RefSeq, a predicted model, not a curated record